Messenger RNA from Medicago truncatula (barrel medic), 701 nucleotides. RefSeq lists its product as uncharacterized. The coding region runs from base 107 to 580 and encodes 157 amino acids. The transcript has 4 exons. The record is from RefSeq and is a predicted model, not a curated record. Lineage: Eukaryota; Viridiplantae; Streptophyta; Magnoliopsida; Fabales; Fabaceae.
CAGCUUUUAUUCUUUAUAAAGGUCCUCUAAUUUUUGUUUCUCAGUUGCCAUAUAUCUACCUCAUUGUCACGAGUCUCAUCUCUUUUAAGUCAAAUCCAAACAAAAGAUGGGUCAAUCUUUGAAGAAAUUAACACCAGGAACUGAUGAAAAGAAGGCCAAGGAACUUGGACCAAUUAUAGAUAAAUUCUAUGAAAAAGAUAUAAAAAAUGCUUCAAGGGACUUCCCAGAAUUCUACCGAGGAGUAUGCGAGAUAGUCGAGGAACUAAAUAAAAAGUUUGGAUACACUCAGUUCAAACUCCCCGGAACGAAGGAACUUGAGAAGGCAUACAAUGAACACCAUAAAGGAAAAAACAAGGAAUUGACAAAAGCAGAAUUCCAGGAGAUUAUGAAAGAGAUGAUAAAGGAAUCAGGAUUCACUGGCGUGGGAGCAAAGGAAGCACUCUUGUACAUCUUUGGUGUUCCUGUGACUGCUCUGUUUGUUAAGCAAAGAGUGGGGCCUCAAGCAAUUCCAAAUGAAUUUUUCAUUCCAGGAAUCACUUCAGUCACUGUUUUAAUUCUUGCUGCUCUUAAUAAGAUAUGAUAUACUAAUUGUGACCAACCUAGCUGCAAUGUGGUUGUAGCCUUUACUUUGCACUUUUGCAAGUGUAAAUCAUUAUUAACAUUAAUGCUUAUAUACAUGUUAAUGAAAUCUUUAAAUAAAA